Penicillium mononematosum is the source of this 969-nucleotide messenger RNA. RefSeq names its product COG2 family protein. Gene Ontology annotation, cellular component: membrane; COG complex. The annotation marks the transcript as partial. NCBI's taxonomy places the organism in Eukaryota, Fungi, Ascomycota, Eurotiomycetes, Eurotiales, Aspergillaceae. The transcript has 2 exons. The record is from RefSeq and is a predicted model, not a curated record. Gene Ontology annotation, biological process: protein transport; Golgi organization; intra-Golgi vesicle-mediated transport.
GUUCAUCCCAUAUCGAGGCAUAUCCUACAUCCCCACGUUUCCCCCAGUGUUUCCUUAUACAUUGCCCAAGCUUUGCCCGGACGCACCAUGAAUCGGUUCCAAUUCAGCGACUCCGACGGGUCAUCCGAUUUCGAUGAAGACCAAUCCGGGCUUCCCUUCCCAGAACCGCUAUCCCGCACCUCAUUCCUCGCCCCUGACUUCGAUCCAGCGAAUUUCCUAUCGUCAUUAACAAACCGACAUCAGAGCCUCGAGGAUCUUCGACAGGAACUGCGGGGACUAGAGCAAUUAUUGAACAAAGAGCUGUUGGAUCUUGUCAAUGAGAACUACCAGGACUUUCUCUCAUUAGGCAGCUCACUUCGCGGGGGAGAGGAGAAAGUCGAAGGUGUGAAGGUUGGGGUUCUUUCUUUCCAGCGCGAUGUCAAAUCUAUCCGGGACAAGGUCGAGGCGCGGCGGCAGGAAGUGGAAGAGCUGUUGAAUGAGAAGCGGCGGUUACGAACGAACGCCGACAUCGGCAAAGAUCUGUUGGACUAUGCGGAUCGGGUGGAGGAAUUGGAACACCGGUUGAUGAUAGUGGACAAGUCAUCGCAAAAAGAGGCCACACAGGACGAAUCCGAUACCGAGUCCGAUCUGUACAGCGGCGAAAGUGCAGACAGCGAUGACGACGAGCUACCGGAUGGCACUCCCGCGAUUUCAUUGAAGAGGAUGGAACGCCAUGCCCAGAAGUUUGUCUACUUGACCUCGAUAGCUGCCCGGGUCGGCGAAAAACAUCCCUUCCUGCUUGCCCAGCAACCACGAGUCGCGAAGAUCAAGUCCACAGUGCUCCUGGAUCUCAAAACUGCCCUGGAGCAGACCACCGCUGGUGGUAAACAGGGCAAAAGCGACGCUAGGACAAUGGCAAUUCUGCGUCUCUACGAGCUUAUGGGUGAGGAUGUCAGUGCCGUCGCCGCGCUGAAGAACCUCAAGCUGUAA